AUGUUACACAAGUGGAUUUGGCUUAUUUCGUUCUACCAACUGGGCCUGCUCGUUUCGCUCUCAAGGGCCACCUGCAAUGUAUGCAAUACGGUCAACAGCAUGGCCUGCUAUUCGGUGAAUCAAACGCAGGCCUGCGAUGCGAGUAAUUUGCCCACCGGUUCGCCAUACGACUGUCCCAGCGGCUAUGUGUGUGUCAGCGGCUCGAAUGGGGUAUUGUGCCAGCCGGAGGCUAGUGCGUCCAGCGAGGCGGAUUGCCAGGAUUGCAACAAGUGUGACUCGACAAACACUUUUGCCUGUACCAGCACAAACACCUUUGCCCUGUGUCUCGGGACAACAACACCGCAAAAUUCCAUAGGAACCUGUGCCGAUGGUUAUGUAUGCAAUGUCAACUACACUCAAAUAUGCGGCCUGGAAGCGGACGGGGUUAUGCCCACCUGUUCGUAUGCCGAUGACACUACCACAACAACAACAACAACAACAACAGUCACCACCAGCACAACAGCAACAAUCUCUACCAGCGAUGCAUCCACUUAUUGCUCAGCUAUUGAAUCCCAAGGAAAAUACCCUGUGGGCUAUGAUCCGGAUACAACAUGCCAUCAAUAUAUUUAUUGUUUCAUCAACGAUGGCAGUUGGGAUGGCCAGACGUACACAUGUCCGGGUAGUUUGUAUUUCAGUAGCUCUUCAAACAUGUGUGUAUCCACGAUGCCGGCAAAUUGUGCCGCCUGGACAGGCUCCACCAGUACGACAACCACUGUGGCUCCAACAACAAGCAAUCCGGAUGCAUAUUGUGCAGCCAUGCAAUCGGAGGGCUACUAUCCAAUGGGUACAGAUGCAUCAACCACUUGCCACGAGUAUGUCUACUGUUUUCUACUGAGUGGCAGUUGGAAUGGCCAAAUGUACGAGUGUGCUGGCAAUCUUUACUAUGAUAGUUCGAGCAAACUGUGUGUCUCUUCAUUGCCUGCCACAUGUUCCACAACGGUGGCCAGUCUAACACUGAAUGGAGUGACAUUGUAGACACCAUAGUGAUCAAAGUUUUUUUGGGAAAGUAUUUUAUUAGAGACAAUCAUCGGAUUUAAUAUAGCUGCAGACUUGAUCCUCGGCAUUGAAAUAUGAAUUUGCAGUGCAAUUGUAUUCGGCAGCUUUAACCACACCGUUCUUAUAAUAGCAAUAGAUGUAACUGUAAGAAAUAAAAAUAUGUAAAAG
This is a messenger RNA of Drosophila willistoni, 1203 nucleotides long. RefSeq names its product flocculation protein FLO11. The record is from RefSeq and is a predicted model, not a curated record. Lineage: Eukaryota; Metazoa; Arthropoda; Insecta; Diptera; Drosophilidae. Gene Ontology annotation, molecular function: chitin binding. The coding region runs from base 1 to 1014 and encodes 337 amino acids. Gene Ontology annotation, cellular component: extracellular region. The transcript is spliced from 2 exons.